AUGAGGGGUUUUGAACUCCUGCGGGAAAACAAAAGGAUGCUUGAUAAAUCUAUCCGAGAAAUAGAAAGGGAGAGGCAAGGGUUACAAGCACAGGAGAAGAAACUAAUCGCAGAGAUAAAGAAAAGCGCAAAGCAAGGGCAGAUGGGAGCUGUUAAGGUGAUGGCCAAAGACUUAAUUAGAACACGACAUCAGGUCGAAAAAUUUUACAAGCUAAAAUCCCAACUCCAGGGUGUAGCUCUUAGAAUUCAGACUCUGAAAUCGACACAAGCAAUGGGCGAGGCAAUGAAAGGUGUGACAAAGGCGAUGGGCCAGAUGAACAGACAGAUGAACUUGCCAUCGUUGCAGAAAAUAAUGCAAGAAUUUGAGAGGCAAAAUGAGAAGAUGGAAAUGGUAACUGAGGUGAUGGGAGAUGCCAUUGACGAUGCUUUGGAAGGAGACGAAGAAGAAGAAGAGACAGAAGAGCUGGUGAGCCAGGUCCUUGAUGAGAUUGGAAUUGAUAUCAAUUCAGAGCUUUUGAAUGCACCCUCCUCCGCUGUAGCUGCCCCAGCUGUGAAAGGUAAGGUUGCGCAAGCUGAAGCAACAGCAAAUGAUGACAGUGGGAUAGAUAGUGAUUUGCAGGCCAGUGUACACCACAAGCAUGAAGACCACGCUAGUGAUAUGGAGUCUGGCGUGAUGCUUGUGUCAAGCCUGAGGAAGGCUGAGGCAUUCGACAGCGCAAGGAUUUUUCUGGGUGCCCGAGACGUGUGUUGCACAAGGAUUGCUUUAAGGCCGUGA
This is a messenger RNA of Ilex paraguariensis (yerba mate), 774 nucleotides long. The record is from the annotation of a GenBank genome assembly. NCBI's taxonomy places the organism in Eukaryota, Viridiplantae, Streptophyta, Magnoliopsida, Aquifoliales, Aquifoliaceae.